UAAUAUGGCCGUGGAUACCCUCUCGGAACGUAAAAAUGAACAGUGGUUCAGGCUCAGUUGAACUUUUGAAUUGAAUUGAUCUCAUCUCACUGACUCACUCUCUCUCUCAUCCGCUGAACGAACCAACUCGAAAAAAAGAAGAAGAGAGAAGAAACCCGACUCUCUUACUUAACUUACCCAACAAAAUACCAGAAUUUCCCGCCUUUCCAAAAAAAAAAAAAAAAAAAAAUUAAUAAUUGUUCCCCGUCCACAAUCCACACACAUUUCUUCUCUGUCAUUCUACUUUUACAUAUUAUAAUAAUAUAUAUAAUUUGAGUGAGGAGCUGUGUCUGGUUCACUGAAAUAUGGAAAGUAAGCACUAGAAAAAAAAAAUGGAAGGUGAGCGAAGAAGAAGAGUUAGAGUUCGAAAGCCACUCUUCGAUUGUACAAACACCAAAAACACCGCUAACACACAAUCUUCUCGCUCUCCAUCGUUUUCCUCUCUACGUCUCAAACCCCAGAAGCCCCUUUUUUCCUCUUCUACCGUCAACAAGCUUCUUACCACCAAUAACGAUGGCAACUCUGCCAAGAACACCGACGCGUCACAAAAUGUCUCUCUUCGCCCUCCGCAGGUUGCUUCCCCUCCUUUGCGACCUCCCAUGUUGUUCUCUGCUUCUGGUAGAGGUAAUACUGAGGUUCUCGACCCAUGUUCAGUUAAAGGUCCUGGACAGACCACUGCGAAACGGAAGAGUAAAAUACCCCCAACUGAGGAGCUCUUUGGGGACGUUAUAACAGCAGGGAAAAGGAGGAACAUAGGAAAGGAAAAUAUUGAUCCCAAUACUUGUACACUUGCAUCAAAGAAGAUUGACGUUGCUCAAUCUGUAGUCCCAAAGAAGAACACAUCAGAAUCAGUCUAUCUUUCUCCACCUCCAAUUGUUUCCGAGGCUCUUGACCCAUGCUCAGUUGAUGUUCAUAGACCGACCUCUGAGGAAAGGAAGGAUACAAUAACCCCAACUGAGGAGCUUUUUGAGGAUGCUUUAAUAGCAGAGAAAAGAAGGAAGAAAGGAAAGGAAAUUGUUGACCCCAAUACUUGUUCGCCCGCAACAAAGAAGAUUGACAUCAUUCAAUCCACCGUCCAAAAGGAGAACACGUCAGAAUUGGUCUACCUCUCCUCACCUCCGAUUGUUUCCAAGCCUCUCGAGCCAUGUUCAGUUAACGUUCAUAGACAGACCUCUGAGAAAAGGAAGAGUACAAUAACCCCAAGUGAGGAGCUUAUUGAGGAUGCUUUAAUAGCAGAGAAAAGAAGGAAGAAAGGAAAGGAAAUUCUUGAUCCCAAUACUUGCACUCCCGCAACAAAGAAUAUUGACAUCACUCAAUCCACCGUCCGAAAGGAGAACACAUCAGAAUUGGUCUAUCUUUCCUCACCUCCGAUUGUUUCCAAGCCUCUCGAUCCAUGUUCAGUUAACAUUCAUAGACAGACCUCUGAGAAAAGGAAGAGUACAAUAACCCCAAUUGAGGAGCUUUUUGAGGAUGCUUUAAUAGCAGAGAAAAGAAGGAAGAAAGGAAAGGAAAUUGUUGAUCCCAAUACUUGCACUCCCGCUACAAAGAAGAUUUACAUCACUCAAUCCACCGUCCGAAAGGAGAACACAUCAGAUAUGGUCUAUCUCUCCUCACCUCCGAUUAUUUCCAAGGCUCUCGAGCCAUGUUCAGUCAAUGUUAAUAGACAAACCUCUGAGAAAAGGAGGAGUACAAUAACCCCAACUGAGGAGCUUUUUGAGGAUGCUUUAAUAGCAGAGAAAAGAAGGAACAAAGGAAAGGGAAUUGUUGAUCCCAAUACUUGCAUUCCUCCAACAAAGAAGAUUUACAUCACUCGAUCCUCAGUUAAAAAGGGCAAGACAUCAGAAUCAUUCUAUCCUUCCCCACCUCCGACUGUUUCCUCUCCUUCACGGCCUAGUUCAUUGUCUAUUUCAGGUGGAAAUACUGUUGAUCCUUUCAAGCCAUGUCACAUUUACAGUUGUAGACGGACUGCACAGAAGAGGAAAUGUACAGCAGAGGCAAGCGAUGAACGUUUGAGUGACUUGUUAAGAGCACGUAAGUGCAAAGGCAAGGCCAUUGCUGAGCCUGUGAGUUGUCCUCCUGCAACAAAGAUCCAGAAGAUUGGGGAGAACAUAAGGGAAACUGGAGGAAAUAGUGUAUCGAAGGCAAACACAGUUCCAACUAAAAAGGGUCAAAAGAAAGCUUUGUCACAAGAAUUUAUCGAGCAGCAGAGAGCUUAUUUUGCAGAAAUUGAUGCAUUUGAACUACAAGAGGAGGAGGUUGAGUAUCUUUCAGAGUAGGACUAACUGCAAGAGUUAAUAGUAUUACCAUAUUAGAUGAGUAAUAAGCAACAUAACCCUUUUGUAUAGCUAACGAAGGUAUGCAGUUAAAUAUUCUGGCCAAGUUUACAGUCCUCGUCUCCUAUUAACAUCAGCUCAAUCACAUUAGAACCCUCUUGCAGAUAAAAUUAGUUAAAGUAUAGCCACAAAUAUUUGUAGUUUUUUUUUCUUCCUUUCUCUUGUGUUUAAUCGCACAAAAUUAUGCUCUUGCCUUUGUGAAUCAAUGAUAUAAUCUCAUUUUACAUGGAUCCAA
Molecule: messenger RNA, 2607 nt
Organism: Cannabis sativa
Lineage: Eukaryota; Viridiplantae; Streptophyta; Magnoliopsida; Rosales; Cannabaceae
Exons: 10
Coding region: 372-2315 (647 amino acids)
Source: RefSeq, a predicted model, not a curated record